Molecule: messenger RNA, 1190 nt
Organism: Mya arenaria
Lineage: Eukaryota; Metazoa; Mollusca; Bivalvia; Myida; Myidae
Exons: 5
Coding region: 47-1183 (378 amino acids)
Source: RefSeq, a predicted model, not a curated record
CCAAGACCAGAUGUAAAAGAUAGCAGAUUUCUACGAGGGACACCCUAUGUACUACGAUGUUGGGCAUGAGAACUACAAAAACACGAAGUUGAAGGAAUGGACUCUGGACAAGUUUAGCGAACAGACUGAGCUUUCUGUCCAAGCCAUACAGAGGCAUUUCACAAGUUGCCGUACCGAACACUUCAAGCUCAAGAACAGACCCAAAAGUAGCAAGAGUGGAUCCGGGGCGGCCCCUCUUACGUCACUCCAGAAGUUCAAACUGAACGCGUACGAGUUUCUGGACGCCCAUCACGUAUCACGGACGCUGAAAUCGACCUGUGGGAGGCUGGCUGGUGAGGACGAGGAUUCGGCGUCGGAGUUGGAGUAUGCUGCAGCGUCUGAGUCUGAGCCGGCCACGUCGCAGGGAGUAGGAGCUGCCAGCAAGAAGGACAAGGCUGCAUCCGUCAGCGACAUGUCCAGGACGCUGAUCGCGUGUCUCAAAUCAAGUACCAAGGCCACUCAGGACGCAGCGGAAAAGGUGCGUGUAGCCCAGACGGCAGCUGAAGAUCCGUUCCAGGCCGAGCGUGACGCCUGGGCUGAGUGGAUGACAAGCGCGAACAACCAGGUGCCAGCACCUCGGUACAGAGAGUUUCAGCAGGAGACUUUCACCACCUUCAUGAAAUACGUCCCGCUCAUGCCGGGGACUCAGCAGCACCCCCAACAGCAGGCUCCAAAACCCUCAUCGCAGUUCGUACAGCCACCCAUCCCGAUGGUAGAUCCUUAUCACCACCAGCCGAUGUAUCUUCAGUCCGUAUCCCAGAAACCACAGCAACAGUCGCAGCCGUUUAUCCCCUUUGCUACGUCUCCAGUUCGGCAGCAUCAGCCGCCCGAUCAGCAGUAUGAACAGUUCCAGUCUCCCAGGGCAGUCUCUGCACCACCUGUUACUUCUGCGACCUAUGACCUCUCAGCCUUGCUGGCCUUGCAGUCUCCAUUGACAGCCAGCCAAGGAUCCAACAUCGCUGAAGCUGCGUGGCAGCUUUCAUCACCCGGCAACAUCGGCCUCAACAUGCAGUCACCUGCACAGAGGCCAAAAUAUAGCAGUCUUUCACAAGUGCUAGGUGCGACCAGCAGAGUGCUGGCUAGCACUGAACGUGAUAACACAAUCGGUGGUGACGACGACAACUCAGAACAGGAGCAGGAGUAGGAGUAGA